Aureobasidium pullulans EXF-150 is the source of this 1179-nucleotide messenger RNA. RefSeq lists its product as uncharacterized. Gene Ontology annotation, molecular function: zinc ion binding; DNA-binding transcription activator activity, RNA polymerase II-specific. The record is from RefSeq and is a predicted model, not a curated record. Gene Ontology annotation, biological process: regulation of transcription by RNA polymerase II. NCBI's taxonomy places the organism in Eukaryota, Fungi, Ascomycota, Dothideomycetes, Dothideales, Saccotheciaceae. Bases 1 to 1179 code for a protein of 392 amino acids. The transcript has 2 exons.
AUGAGAGGCGGUCCUGUUGGAGAACGGCAGAGACGAACGCAUAAGAAGAGUCGCGGUGGUUGCGAUCAAUGCAAGAAGAGACAUUAUAAGUGUGACGAAGGAAAGCCAUCGUGUGGAGGAUGUACCAAGAGAAAAGUUGAAUGUAGCUUUUCCACAGUUGGAAGCCCAGCUUCGGAUGUGUCUGUCAACACUCGGGUGUUCAACGCAAUUUCACACAACAUCGCCGACCACAAUGGAGAUCCGGAACAGCCUCUACCUAUGGCGGAUUUUGAGCUACUUCAUCAAUCCAUCACGAGUACUGCCUACACCAUCACACCAGAAGCCAAACCAAACAAGGAAGAAAGUGCCAUGGGUCUUCGCUUUCCUUAUCUGAUGCAUUCAAAUUUGGCUUUGGCAGCGCUGCAUCUGUAUUCCGAACAGCCUCAUCGACUGGAACUUUUGUCUCGAGCAGCUAAUCAUCAGCACGCUGCGUUGGCCCUUGUACGACCUCAUAUUAUUGAAUCGUCACCUGAGCACAGCCAACCGAUAUUAGGAUUCGCCGCGAUUACUUCCAUCUUUGCACUGGCAGAGCCAGCUUAUGACCCACGAGGCCUUGGUCUGGUACGUGAUCCAGUCGAAGAACUGCUCAAUUCGUUUCAUCUUGGAAGAGGAAUCAAGACCAUUCUUACGCAGAAAUGGGAGGUGCUCCGAGAGAAAGAAUCAAUCCAGAAGGUCGCUGUGCUCCCGGACCAUACGGCGCUCAUAGCAACACUAGGCGAGACCUACCCUGCAUAUUCGAAUCUUCAAGAUACCAUAAAUCAGCACUGCCAGGGUGAUGAAGCAUCAGCUUGUCUGCAGGCUGCUGAGAGGGUGUUCUUCUACAUGGCCAUCAUGGAAACGCAUCCAGAGGAAGUCCCAGGCCCAAUGUACGUCCAAAUGUGGCCCAUAAACGUGAGCUCGCUUUUCCUCGAUAUGCUCGCAGACCGUCAUCCGAUCUCUCUCGUUGUCUUGGCCCACUACGCAGCGCUCAUGAGGUUGAGGUCGAACACUUGGUGGCUGCAAAGAUGGCCUUCGGCCCUGUUGCAACAUGUAGCUGCAACACUGGAUGUCGUGCUACUACCAAGCCUUGACUGGCCUAGACAGAAAAUCUUUCUACUAGAUCAGGCUCUUCCGUCUCCCGUGGAGAUGAUAAACACCUGA